CCUGGAUGUUCAGCUUUUGUUACCACGCACGCUGUGCAUUUCUUGCUCAUUAUUAGAGUCCAGAGGAGGAACGUGCUCCAGCUGUAGGUCCACCAUGGCGGACAUCAAGAACUUUCUGUACGCAUGGUGUGGGAAAAAGAAACUGACGCCCAACUACGACAUUCGAACUGCAGGAAACAAGAACAGGCAGAAGUUCACGUGUGAGGUCCGUGUUGAUGGCUUCAACUACACAGGAAUGGGCAACUCCACCAACAAAAAGGACGCCCAGAGCAACGCUGCCAGGGACUUUGUCAAUUAUCUAGUCCGACUUGGAGAGAUGAACGCAGCUGAGGUCCCAUCAGUUGGGGUGAGUUUUCCAGCUGCGUCAGACCAGCCUGAUGGCGAGGGAACAGGCAGAGACGAAUUUGGAAACCUCCCUUCUGGCGGCCCUCUGCCGCCUCAUCUGGUGGUCAAAGCGGAGAAAGAGGAGGAAAAUGGGCUGGUUCCAGGAGUGACUGGACUGGGUUACUCAGGAAGAGCAAAUGCUUCAUGGGGCGGGAGAGGAGGAGGAGCAGCAGGAGCAGACUGGGACCGAGGGGCCAAUCUGAAGGAGUACUACGCCAGGAGAGAUGAGCAAGAAGCCCAGGCGACUCUGGAGUCGGAGGAGGUUGACCUCAAUGCCAAUCUUCAUGGUAACUGGACCCUCGAGAACGCCAAGGCUCGUCUGAACCAGUUCUUCCAGAAGGAGAAAACGAAUGCUGAGUAUAAAUACAGCCAAGUGGGACCGGACCACAACAGGAGUUUCAUCGCAGAGAUGCAGCUGUUUGUGAAGCAGCUCGGCAGAAAGAUCACGGCUCGCGAGCACGGCUCCAACAAGAAGCUGGCGGCUCAGUCCUGCGCGCUGUCUCUGAUCCGGCAGCUGUACCACCUGGGUGUCAUCGAGGCGUACUCUGGUGUCACCAAGAAGAAAGAAGGAGAAACCCUGGAGGUGUUUGACGUGAACAUUUCCCCAGACCUGCACCAGCAGGUAGCCAAUGUGGUCCAGGAAAUCAACGUCCACAUCCCCCCACCCCCUUUGGACCACAGCACCCCGGUGUCUCUGGUUCAAGGUAAGAUGGCAGUGUUUGAGCCAUCCCAGCGGCAGAGCGUUGCUGGCGUGGUUCCCUGGUCACCGCCUCAGGUCAACUGGAACCCCUGGACCAGCAGCAACAUUGACGAGGGGCCGCUGGCCUACUGCACUCCGGAGCAGAUCAGCGGGGACCUGAAGAACGAGCUGAUGUACCAGCUGGAUCAUGAUGAAAAUCUGCAGAAGAUGCUGUCGGAACGUGACCAGCUGCCUGUCAAACAUUUUGAGGAGGAGAUCAUGGCGGCCAUUGAUCAAAGUCCGGUGGUGAUCAUCAGAGGAGCCACGGGCUGCGGCAAAACCACGCAGGUUCCUCAGUACAUCUUGGACCGCUUCAUCAAGGCCGGCCAGGCGUCUGACUGCAACAUCGUGGUCACCCAGCCCAGGCGGAUCAGCGCUGUGUCCGUGGCUGAGCGAGUCGCCUUUGAGAGGGGAGAGGAUAUUGGAAAGAGCUGUGGCUACAGCGUGCGCUUCGAGUCCAUCCUCCCUCGUCCCCACGCCAGCAUCCUCUUCUGCACCGUCGGUGUGCUGCUCAGGAAGCUGGAAGCCGGUAUCAGAGGCAUCAGUCAUGUUAUUGUUGAUGAGAUCCACGAGAGAGACAUCAAUACGGACUUCCUGAUGGUGGUUCUGAGAGACGUGGUCCAGGCCUACCCAGAGGUCCGUGUCAUCCUGAUGUCAGCUACCAUCGACACCACCAUGUUCAGAGAGUACUACUUCAACUGCCCCAUCAUCGAGGUCUACGGGCGAACCUUCCCCGUUGAAGAAUAUUUCCUGGAAGACUGCAUCCAGAUGACUAACUUUGUCCCUCCACCGAUGGACCGCAAGAGGAAAGACAAAGACGAGGAGGGAGGAGAGGAAGAGACAAACUGUAAUGUGAUCUGUGGCACCGAGUAUACGGCGGAAACGAAGCGCUCCAUGGCUCAGAUCAACGAGAAGGAGACGUCCUUUGAGCUGGUGGAGGCUCUUCUGAAAUACAUCGAGACGCUGCAGGUGGCCGGUGCCGUGCUGGUCUUCCUGCCCGGCUGGAACCUGAUCUACUCCAUGCAGAGGCACCUGGAGUGUAACCCACAUUUUGGAAGUAAUCGGUACAGGAUCCUGCCACUCCACUCCCAGAUUCCCAGAGAGGAGCAGAGAAGAGUUUUUGAACCCGUUCCUGAAAACAUUAUCAAGGUGAUUUUGUCCACAAACAUCGCAGAGACGAGCAUCACCAUCAAUGACGUCGUCUAUGUCAUCGACUCCUGCAAGCAGAAGGUGAAGCUUUUCACCUCCCACAACAACAUGACCAACUACGCCACUGUCUGGGCCUCCAAGACCAACCUGGAGCAGAGGAAAGGGCGAGCGGGUCGGGUGCGACCUGGGUUCUGUUUCCACCUCUGCAGUCGUGCCAGAUUCGACAGGUUGGAGACUCACAUGACUCCAGAGAUCUUCAGGACUCCGCUCCAUGAAGUUGCUCUGAGCAUCAAACUGCUGAGGCUGGGCGGCAUCGGUCACUUUUUGUCCAAGGCCAUCGAGCCGCCACCGCUGGAUGCCGUCAUCGAGGCUGAGCACACGUUGAGAGAGCUGGACGCUCUGGACUCGAACGACGAGCUGACCCCUCUGGGAAGGAUCCUGGCUCGGCUCCCCAUCGAACCUCGCCUGGGAAAGAUGAUGAUCAUGGGCUGCAUUUUCCAUGUUGGAGAUGCAUUGUGCACCAUCUCAGCUGCGUCUUGUUUCCCAGAACCCUUCAUCAGUGAGGGGAAGCGCCUCGGCUUUGUCCACAGGAACUUUGCUGGCAGUCGUUUCUCCGACCACGUGGCUCUGCUCUCCGUCUUCCAGACCUGGGAUGAUGUCAGGGUCAACGGCGAGGAUGCAGAAAAUAACUUCUGUGAGCACAAACGUCUCAACAUGUCCACACUCAGGAUGACCUGGGAGGCCAAAGUCCAGCUGAAGGAGAUUUUGGUCAACUCUGGAUUCCCAGAAGAGACGCUGCUGACGCAGUCGUUCAGUAACGUCGGCCCGGACAACAACCUGGACGUGGUGGUUUCUCUGCUCACCUUCGGCUUGUACCCCAACGUCUGCUACCACAAGGAGAAGAGGAAGAUCCUAACCACCGAGGGGCGCAAUGCGCUCAUCCACAAAUCUUCAGUCAACUGCCCCUUCAGCAACCACGACUUGACGUACCCCUCGCCCUUCUUCGUCUUCAGCGAGAAGAUUCGAACCAGAGCGAUCUCGGCUAAAGGGAUGACUCUGGUCAGCCCCCUGCAGCUGCUGCUGUUCGCCUCUAAGAAGAUCAUGUCCGAUGGAGACGUCGUGGAGCUGGACGAGUGGAUUAAACUGAGGAUUCCCCAUGAGGUUGCCGGUGGCAUCGCUGCGCUGCGAGCCGGUCUGGAGGCUCUGGUGGUGGAAGUGACCAAAGACCCAGAGUACAUCAGGCAGAUGGAUUCUGUCAACGAGCAUCUCCUCAACCUCAUCCGACACAUCUCCAAACCUUCCACAGCUGGAAUCAACCUGAUGGCCAACAACCAGCGGUUUGGAGAUGGUCCUCGCCCUCCAAAGAUGGCUCGCUUUGACGGAGAAGGUGGAGGUAGAGGAGGCUACCGAGGUGGUGGCUACCGGGGUGGAUAUGGGGGAGGAGGGGGCUAUAGGGGUGGUGGUGGUGGUGGAGGAGGAGGAGGAUAUCGAGGAGGUGGCGGCUACGGAGGAGGACGAGGUGGCGGUGGCUACAGAGGCAGUGGUGGCUGUGGAGGAGGCCGAGGGGGCGGCGGCUAUGGAGGGGGUGGUAGCUAUGGAGGAGGACGAGGCGGUGGCGGCUACGGAGGGGGUGGCGGCUAUGGAGGAGGGCGUGGCGGUAGCUAUGGUGGAGGCGGCUAUGGAAGAGGAGAAGGAGGCUACAGAGGAGGUGGAGGAGGUGACAGGUACUGAGGUUGAUGUGAUGGUCCACAUCCCUUUGUCUGAUAAACUGGAUCUUAAAGGUUUCAUCCACUUUGAUUUGCAACGAAACUGAUUAAAGUUGUGUGUUGAAAUGUAGCUGUUAUAAAGUAACUUUGUUUAUGUGGCAAAAUUGCAGAGGGUUAUGUUCCUGUUUAAGUAUUUUGGUGGUUUUGGGGGGGGGUUAGAUUUUGUUGAUGAUGAAGCGCGUGUCCACGAUAUAAAAUUCAUCCUGCAGUAAUUGUAAACAGAUUUGUUGACUUAUACGUCAGAGUAUAUUAGAUGAAGCUGUAAUUUAAAAACGUUGUAUGUCCGCUGCCUCGCGCUGGUGAAGUGGGUAAACGUGUCCUUAGAACCCUCAACACUCUGGACCUGCCAGUGCUGUCUUUCCUCUCCAGCAGAUAUCCUGAAAACUUCCAUGUGAAAUAUUUCCAGAUUUUAAUGCUGAUUUUAUUUUUGGGGGGGGGGGGGGUUGCACUUGCUCACAACACCAAAGUUUUCCAGUGCAAGACCCUCCAUGACUCCAUGUAAAUGUGGCGUUCAUCCGGCGUAAAACAUGUACCACAGUGAACAUGCAGACUGAUUUGAUCUGCUGUGGUGACGCCAAACCAGAAAAAGGGGGUGAAGACACUAGAACACUUUCUUCUCCUUCCACGUGGACGCCUGUUUAAUACCCGAGUCUGUCGCUUUCUUUCUGUUUCUGGUGUUGUUUGUGGCGCUUUCAGGCACAGCUGAAGGUCCAGUGGCCCCUCCCACAUCACCUAUGCGUAAUCUAUGACACCACAGAAGGUGUCUGUGUCUUCUUGCUCCAUUUAAGCCACGUGGGACAAAGUUGGAUGGGCAGGGGGUAUAAUUAAUUUUCUAUACCUGCUUAUUCUGACUCAGGAUGGGGGGUGGAGCCUAUUCCAAGAUCGAUUUUAUGACUUGUAAAAUUAAAGAACAUCAAAGGGGACUAAACAUUUAAAAUUUCAAAGACAGAAACUGUAGAUUUUUUUUUUAUCAGCUGCAGGGCUUAAAAACACAGUCUCAGAAAAUGUUUUAGUCAAAAAGUCAACUUGUUUGUUUGAAAAUCUAUACAGUUGUGAUGACGUUUAAAUAAGUUUCGUCUUUGUCACGGACUGUACCUCAAACCACCAGCAGGGGGCGGAAAAUGUAUAACUCAUACCCAGGUUAAACUUUAAAUGGCAUUUUAUGUGUUAAUGGUAUUUACUAGUUUAUCCAUUUGAUUUGAUGUAUGACGUCAUCCAACCAACGAUGAAUACUUGAUUUAAUUCAUUAUGAUGUGUGAUUGUAUAAAACAGAACUGUGUGAUAAUAAAGAGAAACGCAAAGCA
Molecule: messenger RNA, 5342 nt
Organism: Thalassophryne amazonica
Lineage: Eukaryota; Metazoa; Chordata; Actinopteri; Batrachoidiformes; Batrachoididae
Gene: dhx9
Product: DEAH (Asp-Glu-Ala-His) box helicase 9
Exons: 28
Coding region: 95-4003 (1302 amino acids)
Biological process (GO): regulation of mRNA processing; positive regulation of transcription by RNA polymerase II
Cellular component (GO): nucleolus; ribonucleoprotein complex; intracellular anatomical structure
Molecular function (GO): 3'-5' DNA/RNA helicase activity; ATP binding; double-stranded RNA binding
Source: RefSeq, a predicted model, not a curated record